Opisthocomus hoazin is the source of this 1691-nucleotide messenger RNA. Lineage: Eukaryota; Metazoa; Chordata; Aves; Opisthocomiformes; Opisthocomidae. The record is from RefSeq and is a predicted model, not a curated record.
UCCUCGCACAGGUCCACAGAGUUGGAUUCUAACUGGAACUGGUUCCAGCUGAGGUGUAUGCAAGUGGGCAGCAACGCCAACGCGACUGCUUUCUUCCGCCAGCAUGGCUGCACUACCACAGAUGCCAACGCUAAGUAUAACAGUCGAGCUGCCCAGAUGUACAGGGAGAAGAUCCGACAGCUGGCAAGUGCUGCCAUGGCCAAGUAUGGCACUGAUCUGCUUAUAGAUGGACUGAGUGGAGCCCCUGGGCACUCCCCUGACAAGAGCGAUGCUGAUUUCUUCAUGGAGCACACACAGUCUUCCAGUACCUGGGAUGUAGCAGAUGCCAGCCAGAACCCUGCACAGUCUUCCCUGGAGGCGGAAAAAGCAGCAAAAUCAUCAGAAGGCAGUGAAGUGUUGAGUUCCAGCCAAGGCCCAUCUAUUGACUUGUUGAGCACAUCUCCUAAAGCUCCUCUAGAACUUAAAUCCUCCCUCAUUGGAAAGAAGAAGCCAGGAGCUGCCAAGAAAGGGUUGGGUGCAAAAAAAGGCCUUGGAGCCCAGAAAGUGAGCAGCCAGAGCUUCAGUGAGAUUGAGCGGCAAGCUCAGGUGGCAGAGCAGCUGAGGGAGCAGCAGGCAGUGGAGUCCAGGAAACAAGCUGAAGAAUCCAUUGACCUGGUACCCACCAUAGCUCUUUCCUUUAGAGUCCCAAAGAGGGAGGAGAAGAAACUUCAGAACCUUGAAGGGAAGAAGCGUGAACAAGCUGAGAGGCUGGGCAUGGGCUUGGUGUCCAGAAGUUCUGUUUCACACUCGGUGAUGUCUGAGAUGCAAGUAAUUGAGCAGGAGACGCCGCUGGUCGCAAAAUCUUCCCGCUCCCAAUUGGACUUGUUUGAAGAUGCUGGAGGCUUCACAUCUGGACCCCCCAAGUACAAAUAUAAUCCCUUCUCAUUCGAAGAUGCAUUUGGCUCACGAUGGGAAACGGACGCUUCAUGGGGCAUGGACAAAGAGGAGGAACCUGAGGUGACCAUUUCCAGUAUUCGGCCAGUUUCAGAGAGACCCAUCAGUAGGCGGGAGACGGAGAAUAGGACAUCAGUUGUGGAAUCCAGCGAAGCUCGGCAGAAGUUUGCAGGGGCUAAAGCCAUCUCUUCGGAUAUGUUCUUCGGGCGGGAGGCAGAUGUUGAGUAUGAAGCCAGAUCCCGACUGCAGCAGCUCUCGGGCAGCAGUGCCAUCAGCUCUGCAGACCUGUUUGGAGAGGCUGACAAUGCGCACUCAGGUGGUGUGUCAAUUGGAAACGUCCUGCCUACAGCUGACAUUGCACAGUUCAAGCAAGGAGUGAAAUCAGUUGCUGGCAAGAUGGCUGUCCUAGCCAAUGGGGUGAUGAACUCCCUCCAGGAUCGUUAUGGCUCAUAUUGAUGACGCAGGGACUGCAAAUCACAGGGAAGCCAGCGAGAGGCACUGAUGUCACCUUUGCCUGGAGUAAACUCUGCAGGAUUGUCUUAGUUUGUCUGGGGUGGGUGGGGAGGGGAGAAGGUAUGCAGAGGCGGUCAGGACAUGGCUGCGCCCAGGAUGCUUUCCAAAUAUCUCUGGAUUCCACUCUAUUAAAAUUCAGUGUGCUCUCAUACCCACUGCUACCUACUAGCCAGUGGAGACAGGCCUUCUCACAGGGUUAACCUCGCUGCUAUAAACGAUAUGACAGGAACUCCUGGGCUGCUCUC